Messenger RNA from Sinocyclocheilus grahami, 2740 nucleotides. Its product is annotated as voltage-dependent calcium channel gamma-2 subunit-like. NCBI's taxonomy places the organism in Eukaryota, Metazoa, Chordata, Actinopteri, Cypriniformes, Cyprinidae. Gene Ontology annotation, cellular component: AMPA glutamate receptor complex; postsynaptic density membrane. Gene Ontology annotation, biological process: regulation of AMPA receptor activity; calcium ion transport; transmission of nerve impulse. Bases 1381 to 2331 code for a protein of 316 amino acids. The transcript has 4 exons. The record is from RefSeq and is a predicted model, not a curated record. Gene Ontology annotation, molecular function: channel regulator activity; voltage-gated calcium channel activity.
UCUGCUCUGCUCUGGAGCACCGACGGCUAAUAAAGCUGAUCUGUCUGAGUGUCUCCUGCUUCUCUCUCAUCCUGACCUCACUGAGACGAUCUGAGCAGUAAUGCAGUGAUUACAGUCCAGCUGCUGACAUGCAAACGAAGGUUAAUGUUUAUGCUCUCGCAUCUCUAACGCUGAAUCCAUCGCAAGAGGGAGACAGUCGCCUUGGUAACAGCAGGAUCCGUCCAGCCUCAGCACCAGCUGCAGAGCAUCCAUCAGUCCUCCAGUGAUCCUCACUACUGCAACAUAUCAGCAGUCGCCCUCAAAUACCACAUAGGCUAGUUUUCACUAAAUAAAACCUCAGAUGUGGCAGAUCUGAGGUCUGAAAGACUGAGAUGAGACUGUCUGGGCCUUCAGCUCCAGAUGUUCCUCAGUCACGCAUCUGGACUGGAGGAAUAGCAUCCGCAUCUUUCAGGAAUUCUGGAGGACAGUGACGCCAAAUUACAGAAUCAGCCGCUAUUCCGUUCGGUGAGACGGUUUUGUUCAUCCGUCGUGAUUCGUUUUUUUUUUCGCUGUGUGUGUGUGUGUGUGUGUGUGUUUGAUGGCGCCGGUGGGCUGCGAAACGGGCACCGGGUGUGAUGUGAGCGGCUCGGGGAACGGGAGAACAGCAGGGCUGCUGCGGAGCGUCGCUUCUUCGGACCGGAUUCACGAAGCACUCGACGGAUAAAGGCCACCUAUGGAAACUGGAGACCAGAAUUUUAGGAAAAAGGCAAGCGAGUGAUUUCACGUUUCAUUCUUUUAUUCUUUUUCUAAUAGGCUAUCCGCUUUUUUCUUUAAUGAUCGCCAGGAUGGAUUGAUUUCACUCACGCGUCGCAACCCUGAAUGAUUUUCACCCCGAACUGUUUUUGAAUCCAUUCUUGGAAUAUCAGAUUGAAGGAUGCGCGAGCGCGAGCUCCUCUGCUGGACCGGCAGCGGUUCGGAAACCUGAAGCCUUCGGUCUCUCCCUCGUGCCCUCGGUAGACAGCUGGAUCGGAUCGAGAACAGGCCAGAUUGAGUGAAGAUGAGUUUAUCGUUUGCCAGUGUGUCGCUUUCCCCUGACAGCACAUGCACAUCGUCUACUUGACGUCUAGGAGAUGUCUUUAGAGUUAGAAUGUAUGUAAAACUGACAUCUCACAGAUGUUUGUACACAGCAGAUGCUUUCCAGAUCAGAUGUGCUAUCUGGGUCGAGUUCAUCACUUGAUGAGUUGCAUUGGUGUUUAAGUGUGUCUUCCUUCUCCUUCAGUUCACAAACCCUCGAGGGCCCUCGCCCCGCUUCUUCUUAUUUUUCGUCCCCUUAAAUCCACAAAUAUUUAUUUCCUAUACAUCAAGAGGAAAGGGGGCUCCCCUUUCGUGGAAUGCGGCAACAUGGGUGUGUUUGAGCGCAGUGUCCAGAUGCUGCUGACCACGGUGGGUGCCUUCGCCGCCUUCAGCCUGAUGACCAUCGCUGUGGGGACGGACUACUGGCUCUACUCGCGUGGGGUCUGCAAAAUAAAGACUACUAACGAGAACGAGACCAGCAAGAAGAACGAGGAGGUGAUGACCCAUUCUGGCCUGUGGAGGACCUGCUGUCUGGAAGGUAAUUUUAAAGGCAUGUGUAAACACAUCGAUCACUUUCCUGAAGAUGCCGACUAUGAAGCCGAUGCAUCAGAGUAUUUCCUGCGUGCGGUUCGUGCCUCCAGUAUUUUCCCCAUCCUCAGUGUCAUCCUGCUGUUCAUGGGUGGCCUCUGUGUCGCCGCCAGUGAGUUCGACAAGACUCGACACAACAUCAUCCUCAGCGCGGGAAUCUUCUUCGUAUCCGCAGGUCUGAGUAACAUCAUCGGGAUAAUCGUUUACAUAUCAGCCAACGCAGGCGACCCGUCCAAGAGCGACUCGAAGAAGAACAGCUACUCGUACGGCUGGAGCUUUUACUUCAGCGCGCUGUCCUUCAUCAUGGCGGAGAUGGUGGGCGUUCUGGCCGUUCACAUGUUCAUCGACCGGCACCGGGAGCUACGCGUGGCUCGCGCUCGGACCGGCGGAGGAGGAGACUAUCUGCAGGGAUCCGCCAUCAGCAGAAUCCCCAGCUACCGCUACCGUUACCGGCACAGCUCGCGCUCCUCCAGCCGCUCCACCGAGCCCUCGCACUCGCGCGACGCUUCACCCGUGGGACUCAAGGCGUUCGGAGCACUGCCCUCCACCGAUAUCUCCAUGUACGCGCUGAAGACUCCACACGGCACGCCACCGAUGUACGACUCCGAGAGAGAGCCGGACUUCCUACAGGUGCACAACUGCAUCCAGAAAGACUCCAAGGACGCCAAUCGUCGCACCACACCUGUAUGAGACACAGCGCCCCCUGCAGGUGAUGAUGAUCUGAUGAUGACGACGAGUUUACAUGUUCCGAGUCUCAAAAAAGAAACGUGAAAUGCAUGAUUUUCUUAUCUUCCGUAAACUAACACGUUUUCAACCGCGUGAGGAAUCGGAGCGACAGCGUUUGGACAGAGCUCUUGAAAUCUCUUUUCUUCAUGUUUGUUUCAUUUUGUUGCGCAUAAAUACUGUGAAUCUUCGUGGCCGCUGUGAACCCAGGGAAUAGAAAACGAUCCCACUAACUGGCCGCGAUUUAUAUGUCAUUAUAAACAUAUUAAUGAUACAUGACUAUAUAAAUAUAUAUGAAAAGAUACAUACAUGAAUAUAUGAACAUUGUUAAUAAGCCACACAUAGACUUCUUGAUUCAAGAAGACGCAAAAAACAA